CAUAGCGCACUCAGUGAGCGUUUGAAUGGUUAAUAUUUCAUGUGUGGCUUUUCGUUAGUACCUGAAGCUGCUCUUGAAUUUUUGAUCCUUACCUCCAAGUGCUGGUACCAUGGGCAUGGCACUAUCAUGUUCAGCUCAUUUAUGAUAUAUUAGUAGGCUAUUUACUAGUCAACACAAACUUUGGGAUAAAUUAAUAAAUGAAUUUGAGACAAGGGUUUCAUGCUGCCCAGGCUGGCUUCCAACAAUGUUGUUGAUGAUGAUUUUGAAUUCCUGAUUCUGACACCACCUUCCACUUGAGGUGCUGGGAUUACAGCAACGCGCCUUCACACCUGCCUCAGUUUUUACUUUUAAAGCCGGUCCUCCCCACCCCGCCCUCUCCUCAUCUCUUCUUUGGUAGCAUAGAGCGUGCGUAAAGUUGACGGAAAAGAGGCAUAACACGUUUUCUGAGAUCAGGCGUCUCGUGUGAAAAGGGAGCAUUUGGCAUUUACAGCAGAGUUGCUGCUGAGUCUCUGAUACAGAGCCCGGAGGAUAAAUCUGCAUUAUCACUAUUAUUAUUUUUGUCGCAACGGAAGUUGGAAACAAAAUGGAAGUGGCAGAAAAGAACAUACCGUGCGGCAGUGUGGUUGGAGGUAAUUUUGAAGAGGUUUGUCCAGAGAGGGUUAUUAGGUUUAAACCGCCAUUAUACAAACAACGGUACCAGUUCGUUAGAGAUUUAGUGGAUCGCCAUGAACCCAAGAAGGUUGCAGACCUGGGAUGUGGCGAUACCAAGCUCCUAAAGCUGCUAAAAAUCUAUCCAUGCAUUCAGCUGCUUGUUGGGAUAGAUAUCAAUGAAGAAAAAUUACAUUCAAAUGGGCAUUACUUGUCUCCCUACCUGGGGGAGUUUGUAAAACCCCGAGAUCUAGAUUUGACUGUCAUCUUGUAUCAUGGCUCUGUUGUGGAGAGAGACUCUCGCCUGCUUGGAUUCGAUUUGAUAACAUGCAUUGAAUUAAUAGAGCAUUUGAAUUCAGAUGACCUGGCCAAGUUUCCCGAAGUGGUCUUUGGAUACCUGUCGCCGUCCAUGGUUGUCAUCACCACACCAAAUGCUGAAUUCAACCCCCUGUUUCCCACAGUGUCCCUGAGGGAUGCAGAUCAUAAAUUCGAGUGGAGCAGAAAGGAGUUCCAGACCUGGGCUUCCCGAGUGGCAAACUGCUACAGUUAUUGUGUGGAGUUUACUGGGGUCGGGACACCCCCAGCUGGGUCUGAGCAUGUCGGAUAUUGUACCCAGAUAGGUGUCUUUAGGAAGAACAGCGGGAAGCUAGCUGAGUCCCGUGCUUCACAGCAGCAUGACCGGCAUGUGUACAAAGUUGUUUAUACAACCACCUACCCGAGUUUACAGCAGGAAAAGGUGCUCAAGUUUGUACUGGUCGGGGAGCUCCUGAUACAAGUGGAACGCUUGAGACUGAGACACCAGCGGAUGCUGAGGGAGCAGGAGAAGGAGCUGGGCCCUCAGCCAGGGCCCAUGGACUGCUCCCCAGCCCCUCACCUACUCUUGGGAGCUGUAUUCACAGAGGCUGAAAAGGCCAGGAUAGAAAAUACUCCCCAGCCCUUCUGUGAAGGAGAGAAGUUUUUCAUACCCCUGAGGAGACUGCUCGCUUAUCCCAAGCUGCAGCUCUUGUGUACUGACGAAGAGAGGAUGCGGUCCCUCAUUGCUGACUCGGUGUCCCUAAGCAGCGACGGUUCUGCAGUCGUGGUUGACCUGCACAAUUCUUGGGAUUAUCAGCCUGAAGAUAAUUGAGCCAUCUGAAUUUUCCAAAGCUCAGAGUCAUGCUGAGAGUUGAGUUGUCUUGGAAUUCAAACUUUUUUUUUUUUUUUUUGUGGUGCUGGGAAUUGAACCCUGGGCCAUUUGCAUGGUAAGCAAGCACUUUGACACUCAGCUACGUCCUCAGCCCUGGGAUUUAAACUUUGCACAGUCAUAAUUCAAGUACUACUUUGAAAGUUUUAAUACAAAUCGGGUCCUGAACUGGUUGACAGACGUCCCUGGCGUAGACUGCUCUUCGCUGAGAAAGGGUUCAACUGGAAGGAGCUGCUUUCUUUAAACAUUGGGUUUUUAUUUUCCAUUUGGUGUUUACAAGAACAUUGGGUGUGGCCAUGUGUUAGUUUUAUCCUCUCCCAGUUUUGGUGUUAGAGCCAUAUGUUGAAUGUGACAUUAAAACAUUUAAAUGCAAUCAAAGCCACUUGAGAACCUUAGAGGCCCUUACCUAAAAUCCUAGCACCUGGAUGGAGGACACAAGAGGAUCAUGGGUUUGAGGCCAGCCUAGACUGCAUGGUGAGAUCUCAGAAACAAAACCAGUUCCUCUGCCCAACUUUUCCCAGGGGUGAUGUAGCUUUAAAAUCUAGGAUUAUCCUUUUACUUUUCAAAAGUAUGUUAGAUGAGAAAGGAACAUGGCUGGUUUUUGAAGGGUAUAGAAAUCUGCAGUGAUCACUGUCCGCAUUUAUGGUGUGUGUGUGUGUGUGUGUGUGUGUGUGUGUGUGUGUGGUGCUAGAGGUUGAACCCCAGAGCUUUGCACAUUUAGGUAAGGGCUCUACCAUUGAGCUACAUCCUCACGCACUUAUGAAUACCCUCCCAAAGUUUUCUGACAGGCGUUGGGGUGGGAAUAGCUGCAGAGAGAGAGAAAUGUGGCUUUGUUUAAGGAAAGAGAAAAGGGGCUCCAAGGGGAUAUUCUUGUGUGCUGCAUGGAAGUCCAGAGGUGUGUCAGCCAGGCAUGGCUGCUCCCCCGUGUCAGAGUCCCUGAUGUCCAUCUUGGUAACUGUGGCGGAGACGGUGGACUAGCCUGGGGUUCCCACUUGCAUAGCCCACACUAGCAGAAAGAAAGUGAGGAGGAGCUCCUUAGCUGCCCGGUGUGCUUUGUGGCUUGUCGCUAAGCAACACUGCUGCCACUUCCUGUGUGACAGUAAAGGAAGUUGAGAAGUGAUAUUCUAAGAAGCCACAUGCAUACUCAGUCACCUCCUAAGGAACCAGAAAAAGUUGGACAUGUUGACACACAGCCUGUGCCACUCAGAUUGUGGUGACCUCCCUGGGGCUUAGUCUGGAACUGUUCUGUGGCUGCAGAGUUGGCCCCUGGGCAAGAGCUCUGUGGACACUUAUCCUUAAGCUGAGUCUUCAAGGGUUAAUCAUCAUUGGAUUUGGUGAGAAUGUUUUCAUUAGAAAAAUCAAUCCUAUAGGUACUGCCAGCCAGAUGCCAUCUUUGAAUCUUCUAGACUAACCCACCAGAUUUCCACGUGCCUCAGGUGCUCAUAGGUGUACACGACCUUAGAGGUGUGCGUUCCUUUCCAUUCACCUUUCCAUGUCUGUGCCCAAGGUUUUCCUCAGCGUUCCCUGCCCAUCAUGGCUUUUUUGCUGACGUCACGUCUUCUAGCCAUGGUAAAGCCCUCGAUCGUAUCUUCAGAGUUAGUCCGUCAGUCCCCUUGAGGCUUGAUAACCCCUUACCCACAAACCCUUUAUGUGCUUAUGACUGCUAUGCGGACGAGAACAGCUCUCUCGUAGGUCUGCACCCCUCCCUCUCCCCCAGAGCUUUACCACUGAGCCACACUUCAGCCUUUGGCUUGCUCUUCCCAGCUUUGAUAAAUGCCUGCCUUUGCACAUUGAAAGGCUUAGUCUGUAGCCAUCGGCUCUUUUCUCUUUCCUUUGAUACUGGGACUGCACCCAAGGGCUCUGUGUGUGCACUGCAGAUGCUCUACCCCUGAGCCCAGCACAGGCCCUUGUUUCUGAAGCCACACAAGGGAUGAUCCUUCUAAAGAGUGAGGACACUAGAGACGGCAACCCCUACUGCUAUGAUCGUAGAAUGCAAGCCGGGUGCAGUGGGGUGUUGCCUGCAAUGCUAGCUCUUGGGAAGUGGAGACAAAGAGGUUCCGAAGUUCAGAGUCAUCCUCGACUCCAUAGUGAGUUUGCAGCCACUCUGGGUUACCCGAGGCCUUGUCUCAAGAAAAACAAAAGCCCAAAAAUAACAAUAAAAACCAAAUGCAGAGAACAAUCAGGCUUGCUAGGGGAGUUUUGUCCCAAUUCUGUGUAAAAUGAGGUGUAAUAGCCACAGUGGGAAGCUCUUAUACAUGCUGAUGAGAAAGUGUUGUGGUAGUUAGAAAUCAAAAUUAUUUUUCAGCCUGAAUGGCCAAGCACCUGACAGCCUUCUAGAAACAGAACAGUGCAAACACACAACCUCACACUACCCCGGUGUCCUCUGCUCUCCACAGAGCGACUUUACUUUGCUCCUAACCAGACACAGGCACACAGACACACACAGACACUGCAGAAUGGAGAUUGCCGAAACCGUGUCCCCUCCAGGCAUCGUCCCUAACCUGUCACCUGUGAGCCUUUUUCUCUUACACCACACUCAUUUGAACCUUGCUGCUGAAGUUCAGUGUUGAGUGACAGAUCUCUUCCUCCUUAUCCUGUCCCAGUCUGGGGAUUCUCAGGGAGCAUCCGAAGAAACCAGACUUUAGAAACGCACUUUUUGAGGCCCUAAUGCCUCAUGCUACCUUCUUCCCUUCUGAAAGCUCACAAGCCUUGGAACGAGGGGACUCUUUUAGGAUCUAUUAUCUGGCGACAUUUAAGAAUAUCUCUGUGCUGGGAUCUAAUCCAGGCCACUGCAGCGCCGAGCUCUACCCCAGCCACAAGGGUCUGUGUAACUUUAAUCCCCCUCCCUUCUUUGUCCUGCUGGGGAGCUCCUGCUAGGAAUAUAUGGUCCAUAUAUUCUGAGCAAAGCAUAUUUGCUGUAGUGUUUUCUGGGCUAAGCACUGGUUCCUGCUGAGAAGUUUAUGGAUGGAGAGGAAGUACGUUUUCUUGCAAGCGUAAGCUCUUGUUGAAUUUAAAGUGUCUGAGACCUUGUUUUUCAGACCCAGCAUGUAGCUGAAUAUGACCUCGAACCUCUCGCUUCCACCUCCCAAGUGCUGGGAUCACAGGCCUGUGGCACCACACCUGUUAUCUGCAGAACUGGGGGAUUGAACCCAGGGCUUCAUACGUGCUGGGCAAGCACUUCAUCUGAGCUACAUUCCCAACCCCCAGAUGGUUGCAGCCUUGAUGGGGAAGGUUGUCGUUACAUUUAAAUCUCCCUGAAAGCAAACACAAAACAGCACCUAAGCUCCAAAUCCCCUUAUUCCCAGCAUGCUCGAGGCCCGAUUUUGAUCCCUUAGCAGCACACAAGAAAAGAUUCUGUUGUGUGUGGUGGCACACACCUGCGGUGUCAACACUCAGGAGGCAGAGAGAAAUUUGAAGCCAACCUGGUCUACACUCCAUGCUCUAGGACAGCUGGGGCUACAUAGUGAGACCCUGCCUACAAACAAACAGAGAACAAAACCCAAACAAAGGAACAAACACUGUGCAAGUUAUUUUUUUCUGUAACAGCCUUACAAUGUAAAUUACGAAAGGAAUAGUUCAGAACUAUAUAAUCUAAAGUAAAGCUAGUAAUACCUUAAUUCUUUUUAUCUUCAAUACCCACAAUCUCAUAGCCUCCUGGGGACUCCGGCUUCUCCUAUUCAUUGCUCCCCGAAGAGCAGCUCCGCCUACUAUUCUGCAUAGAAUCCAGUUGAUUGCCUAUAUUUUAUAUCAACUCCCUCCCAAAUGGCUUAAGUGAUUUUUUUUUACCCUUGUUAUCCUUGUUCUUUUACUAAUAUAUAUUUUAAAUAUUUGCCUUUUAAGUCUUAUGGGUAUUUGUGUGUACCUGUGUAUGUGUAUGCACAUGUACGUGUAGGUGUCUGAGAAGGUUAAAAGGGGACAGUGGAUUCCCUGGGGCUGGAAUUCCAGGCAGUUGUGAGCCAUCCAGUGUGGGAGCGGCGAAUCGGAUCCCAGUCCUGUACAGGAACAGCAGGUGCUCUUAGCGGCCUGACCUUCUCUCUAGCCCCUAUUGUAUAUUUUUGAUGCGACUUUGUCAUUAACAACUUAUAAAUGUGACCGGAUGUGCUCCAUUCUGUAUUGACAACAUGUUCUUUUGCAAAAUGUUAAUAGUUGUGUAUAGAAAUUCAUGUUAAAAACUUCAAUUGCUCUGUUCAAAAAUUUUGUGUGUAGGGUGUUUUGCCUGCAUCUGUGUCUGUGAGCCAUGGGCAUGCAGUGCCCUUAGAGACCAGAAGAGGGCAUAGGAUUCCCUGGGACUAGAAUCAAGGACAGUUGUGAACUGUCACAUAAGUACCGGGAAUCGAACCUUGGUCUUCUGGAAGAGCAGCCAGUGCUCUUAACCACUGACCAUCCCCUACCCCUCAUUAGUUUUGAGACUGUAAAGAAAUGUUCCUCAAGAGCUUGCCCUUCCUAUCCCUUCCUAGAGACAAUUAGCAAAUAUUCCUUGUUCUCGACUCACUAAGGGUAGAUCCCAGUUUACAAGGACUAACAUUGUUCCCCACCCCAGGCAUUUCACUUGAAUGGGCCACACAGCUUUAAGAAAGGUAUUUACCUGUUUACUUUGUAUGUGUCUAGUGUUUUGCCACGUGGCUGGUGCCUGAGGGCAGAAGAGGGCAUCAGAUCCCCUGGGACUGGGGUUGCAGUCAGUCAUGAACCACCAAGUAGGUGAAGGGAAUUGAACCCAGGUGAUCUUGAGAGCAGCUGGCACUCAUAAACACUGAGCCAUCGCCUGAGCCACACAGUUUUAAGCAUAGUAACUCAAGAUGCUUUUUCUCCAGUGCUUAAACUGCUCUGUGGCAAUGAAGAAUGUGGUUUUGUAGGAGGCAGAAUUUUACCUAAACAUUUGCCUUAGAUUUUGCCACCCAGCAGGGCCCACAUUCCCAGACUACGUGUGAAACAGGUAACCAGCCAUGGCCUCCGGCUCCCGCUUCCAGGCUGGGCGGCUCUAGCUUAGCUAUCUUGACAAAAUGCCUGAGGUAGCUAAAAAGACAAAG
This is a messenger RNA of Alexandromys fortis (reed vole), 6858 nucleotides long. RefSeq names its product HEN methyltransferase 1 (gene Henmt1). Gene Ontology annotation, cellular component: nucleus; cytoplasm. Gene Ontology annotation, molecular function: O-methyltransferase activity; RNA methyltransferase activity. The record is from RefSeq and is a predicted model, not a curated record. NCBI's taxonomy places the organism in Eukaryota, Metazoa, Chordata, Mammalia, Rodentia, Cricetidae. Gene Ontology annotation, biological process: RNA methylation; siRNA processing; piRNA processing. The transcript has 8 exons. Bases 584 to 1774 code for a protein of 396 amino acids.